Molecule: messenger RNA, 3753 nt
Organism: Cyphellophora europaea CBS 101466
Lineage: Eukaryota; Fungi; Ascomycota; Eurotiomycetes; Chaetothyriales; Cyphellophoraceae
Product: urea carboxylase
Exons: 2
Coding region: 1-3753 (1250 amino acids)
Molecular function (GO): ATP binding; metal ion binding
Source: RefSeq, a predicted model, not a curated record
AUGUUGUUGAAGCGUGUACUCAUCGCGAACCGUGGGGAGAUCGCGGUCCGCUUGAUUAAGGCCUGCCAGAAGUUAGACGUCACUGCCAUUGCCAUUUACACGGAGGAGGAUGCUGGAUCUCUACACAUUCGUGUUGCGGACGAAGCAUAUGCACUGAGCGGCGAUCGUGCAGCUGGUUAUCUCGAUGUCGACCAAAUCAUUGAAAUAUGCAGAAGAAGGAAUAUCCAGGCAGUCUUUCCUGGAUACGGAUUCCUCAGCGAGAAUGCCACCUUUGCCGAAGCCCUGACUCAGUCUUCAAUCCUGUUCAUCGGUCCAGCGGCAAAGACUCUGGAAGAAUUUGGACUAAAGCAUCGGGCUCGAGAGCUUGCAAUCAAUGCCGCCGUGCCGGUUGUGCCGGGUAGUGAGAUGAUCAAGACCAUUGAGGAUGCAGAGGAAUCAGCUAGGUCUCUCGGAUUCCCGGUUAUGGUGAAAGCCACAGCUGGGGGCGGGGGCAUUGGACUCCAGGUCUGUCACCAUCCCGACGAGCUUAAAGCAGCUUUCGACAUGGUCAAAAGUCGUGGCAAUGCCCUUUUCAAAAAUGACGGAAUGUUUAUUGAGAAGUUCGUGGAGUCGGGGCGUCAUGCCGAGACCCAAAUCUUUGGUAACGGCCAAGGAGACAUCGUAUUUCUCGGAGAACGAGAAUGUUCAAUACAGCGUCGACAUCAGAAGAUCAUUGAAGAAUGCCCCAGUCCAUUCGUCGUACAGAACCCUGAGCUAAGACAGAAACUGAAAGAGGCGUCAGUGAUGCUAGCUUCUGCAGUCAAGUACCAGUCAGUCGGAACCGUCGAAUUCUUGGUUGAUGACAGUACGGGAGCUUUUUAUUUCCUCGAAAUGAAUACAAGGCUCCAGGUAGAACAUGGCAUCACGGAACUAUGUUAUGAUGUCGAUCUGUGUGAGAUGAUGCUCUUACAGGCUGAAGAACAGCUCAAUGGCCGGGGCGGGCUCUCGAAAACUCAGAUGCAGUCUUUCCAGAGAUCAGCACCGAACGGACACGCGAUCGAAGUGCGAGUAUAUGCCGAGAAUCCUGCCAAAGAUUUCUCCCCAUCACCGGGCUUGUUCCAACAUGUGGCAUUUCCUGAAAACGAGAAAGUGCGAGUCGAUACGUGGAUCCAGACAGGGACAACAGUUUCCCCUUCGUUCGACCCUCUUCUCGCAAAAGUCAUGGCGCAUGCGGACACAAGAAGCGAUGCAAUUGCGGCGAUGGGGCAGACAUUGGAUACCACGAUAUUACAAGGCCCAGCAACUAACAUGGACUUCUGUCGACAAGUACUUGUCUCUUCGAGAUUUCUGGCAGGUCUCACGACUACCAAUAUGCUUUCUAAACACUUUCGAUACCAGCCUAGCGCAAUGGAGUUCAUCGAGCCAGGAGCGUACACAACGGUGCAAGACUAUCCUGGCAGAGAGAAUUUUCCAAAUGGUGUGCCGAUGUCAGGUCCUAUGGAUGCAUUGUCGUUCCAAGUGGCCAACAUUUUAGUAGGGAACCCCAGGGGAACAGAAGGAUUUGAGAUCACUCUCAGAGGACCAAAGAUCAAAUUUUACGCAUCGGCUGUUAUCGCCAUAUGUGGCGGCGACUUUUCCGUGACUGUGAAUAAUGAGCCUGUCGCGUGCUGGAGUCGAAUUAUUGCGAAAGAAAACGAUGUUCUUGAGAUCGGAGAAGCAGCAACAGGAGCUAGAGGGUAUUUGGCCAUUCGAGGAGGACUGCCACACGUGGCACGGUACCUUGAGUCUAAGAGUACCACACCCAGUCUCAGUUGGGGUGGAUUCCAGGGCAGAAUCAUGCGUGCUGGAGACUUCCUGUUCCUGGGCUCCUCCGCUGCCCAAAGCACCACAACUACGAGGCCCUACAGCUUGCCGAAGGACAUGGUUCCCUUAAUGGAAGAAAACCCACGCAUCUACGCCUUGCCUGGUCCCUGGUUCGAUCAGGGAUAUAUUACCGAGAAUGGUCAACAAUCUCUCAUGGGGGGAUCCCAAUACAAAGUCUCUUUCAAUUCAAGCCGUGUUGGUAUCCGCCUCGAUGGGCCGCCUCCGUCAUGGUCCAGAAAGGAUGGAGGUGAAGGUGGCAGUCACCCGUCGAAUAUGGUCGGCUACGGCUGUACAGUUGGCGGCGUUAGCUUCACAGGAGAUUCAGGUAUCAUUCUACCCGCUGACGCCCCAAACCAGACAGGAUUCAUCACAACCCAUACUGUGGCACGUGCGGAUUUGUGGCGAGUGGCCCAACUUAAGCCUGGCGCUGCGUUCCACUUCCAAUCAAUCACCUUUGAACAAGCAAUGAUGCUUGAAGAUCGGACCAACGCGUACCUGGAGUUAGUCACUCACUGUGUCCAAGAGAGUGCAUUGAAUUGUCAAACAAUUGAUCGGCGGCUCGAUUGGGUCGUGCAGUCUGUUCCUACAGGUGAAGGUAUCCUCUACCAACACAACGCUUGUGGAGAAGAUCAACUCGCCAUGACUAUUCGACAGUCUGGAGAUCGCGCCGUUCUUUGCGUGUUGGGAAAUGGAGUCUUCGAUAUGGCAGUUCGCGCUCGUCUCCAACAGUUGAGUAAUGUCAUCCAGCAGCAUACUCCCCCUGGUUUGCGCAAGUUCUCGGUGGCCGAGAACGCUUCAAUCCUUGUUUACUUCGACCCCCAUAAGAUCUCACAAGCAAAAGUGGUCAAUUGGAUACUGGAGCUCGAGAAAGACCUGCCGCCACUGAGUGUGUCAAAGCAAGCAUGUCGAAUCAUUCACCUACCUGCAGUUUUCGAUGGCAGGGAGUGUCAGCUCUCAAUCGAACGCUAUAUGAACCUUCAAAGAUCCAAAGCAGCAUACUUGCCAGACAACAUUGACUUUAUCCGACGAAGCAAUGGCUUGAAAGAUAUAACCGAGGUCAAAAACUGCUUUUUCGAGACACCAAUGUUGGUUAAUGCUGUCGGAUGGAUGAUGGGGCUGCCCAUCUACAUUCAGAUUGACCCUCGACGUCGACUCAAUGUGCCAAAGUACAACCCCUCUCGAACUUUCACAGCCGCUGGCUCACUGGGUAUUGGUGGCAAUACGUGUUCAAUCUAUCCCAGCGACUCUCCCGGUGGCUACGUUCUCUGGGGUGCCACUCUACCCGGAUGCUGUUGGGACAUAUAUGGUCAGAAGCCAGGAUUUAGCCCAGAACGACCCUGGCUGUUCAACUCUUUUGAUCAAAUCAUCUUCCAUGAAGUCAGCCGCGAAGAGUUUGAUGAGAGUGUCAGAUUAUUCAAGGCAGGGUUGUACGAGAUUCGCAUCGAAGUGGGCGAUUUCGAUAUGGCGGCUUAUCACGAAUUAGCCGAGAGCACGAAAGAAAAAGUACGCCAGCUGAGAGAGAUCCAGGAUUCUUGUACUCAGGCCGAGAUCAGACGAGAAGCAGAGCUGUAUAAAGAGUGGCUGGAGGAGAAACGCGUGACAGAGGAAAAGGAGAGGCAGACGAAAGAGGAAAGACAGCGCAGAGUCAACGGAGCGAAGGGUUUAAUCCCGGUCUUGUGCAAUAUGAUCGCGGCUAUCACUAAAAUUGAAGUCACGCCUGACCAGAUCGUCGAAGAAGGUGCAAUCCUGGUGAAAAUCGAAGCGAUGAAGAUGGAAACUUCGGUGAGCGUACCAGAACCGCCCAAGAAUGGCACAAAAUCGCAGAAGUUCCGAGUUCACGAAAUCAUGCGGCAAACUGGUGAUCGGGUGGAGGUGGGCGACACGCUAGUGUUGCUCGAGAAGAUCGUGUAG